AAAAAAUCAAUUUUGUCGCGUUCGUGAUAUAUACAGCUCGGUAUCUUCGUCGUUCUUUUCCUUUGUCUACGCUCUGAUCAUGUAUGAUUGCUUUAAUAGCAGAAGUGCUGCUACGAUUUGGUAUGAUCCUUGACUCUUGAUCUCAUGGGUCAAGAAAAUGGGUAGUCCUAUUUUGUGUGCUCCUUUUUGAUUUUGACGAUAUUUGAGAGAUUAUGUACAGACAGCAUCCUGUAGCUAUUUUUUAUCAUGGGAACGCUCGGGUACUAUGAGGCAUUGAAUGUAACCAGGUCACACAGUGAGCUGGAUCCCAAAACCGCACUCGACACUUUUUCAAAAAAGUGGUGGCUUAACAACUCCUGGUUAAGCACAUUCACUUUUUUUUAUCUUACAAUGCCCAAGUCAAAGAGAUCCACAGUCGUAUCACUCACCCGGACCGAGAAAAAGGGCCAUGAAGGAAAGGAAAAGUUGAUCGAAGAAAUUCACGAAUGCUGUGAUAGAUAUGAUUACAUUUGGGUUUUCUCUGUCAAGGACAUGCGCAACACGUUUUUAAAGGAAGUUCGUAAUGAUUUCAAGACGUCCCGUUUGUUUUACGGCAAAAACCGAGUUAUGGCCAAGGCACUUGGUACUACACCCGAAGAAGAAUAUAAAGAAGGAUUAUCAAAGAUCGCAUCGGAACUCCACAACGAAGUCGGUCUGCUGUUCACAAGCAAGCCAUACGAUGAAGUAGUUAAAUAUUUCAGUGAUUUCACACAGCCUGAUUAUGCACGGUCGGGCGCUAUUGCAACACAGUCGAUCGAGUUACCGGAAGGCCCUGUUCAACGAGGUGCUGAUCCUAUGCCACACAAUAUGGAGACAUUGUUGCGGUCCUUGGGUAUGCCCACGAUGCUCAAAAAUGGCAUUGUUACCCUACCUAUUCCUUACGCUAUCUGCAAGGAGGGUGAAACUCUGUCAACAAACCAAGCACAUCUUCUUAAACUGUUCUACCAUCAACUUGCAGAAUUCCGGGUCCAGUUAAUCGCCUGCUACCACAAUGGAGAGGUUAAAAUGGUGUAGAAAAGAAAGGAGAUAGGCAUCAUUUUUUGAGUUUUACAUCUUGCAUAUUAUUUUUUCCAGUUUUCCACAUAUUUCACACAUCAAUAAUUAAAAAAAAGGGCUCCAAUAUCUAGGAUUUUAAGGGGUGAACGAGGU
Zychaea mexicana is the source of this 1188-nucleotide messenger RNA. RefSeq names its product ribosomal protein L10-domain-containing protein. The transcript is spliced from 6 exons. Lineage: Eukaryota; Fungi; Mucoromycota; Mucoromycetes; Mucorales; Lichtheimiaceae. The coding region runs from base 247 to 1053 and encodes 268 amino acids. Gene Ontology annotation, cellular component: preribosome, large subunit precursor; nucleolus. The record is from RefSeq and is a predicted model, not a curated record. Gene Ontology annotation, biological process: rRNA processing; nuclear-transcribed mRNA catabolic process; ribosomal large subunit biogenesis. Gene Ontology annotation, molecular function: RNA binding.